Molecule: messenger RNA, 334 nt
Organism: Cylicocyclus nassatus
Lineage: Eukaryota; Metazoa; Nematoda; Chromadorea; Rhabditida; Strongylidae
Source: the annotation of a GenBank genome assembly
GUCAGAAAGAUGCGGUACUUCCAGAUGAUGCUGCUUUGAGAUAAUGAUGCGUCACUUUGCUGUCGUGAUAUUACUGUUACUCUUGGAAAUGUCAGUCGAGGCGCGCAAAAGGGAGAUGAUACCGAUUUGCUCAGACAUGUUCAAUAAUCCCAAAGUUUCCAAUCGCCAGUGCAAAGCAGCUUGCUUGAAAAAGAAGAAAUGCCCAAAAGGAUACUGCAAGGUAAAAGGCAAUCGCCCGCGAUGUCUCUGUUUGGAUUGCCCCGGUCAUAAGCGUAAGAAUAAGAAGAAGAAGCAACUUUGAUCUCUUGGAAAAAUUAAAUAAAUGUUUCUCUAA